CUCAACGAAGUUUCUUGGUGCUUUUGCGGUCGUACUUAGCCCUGUAAUUGCUACUUUGUGCUCAUCGUAUACUUGAAAGGCGGAAGAGAAGUGUUACAGGGAGGGGUAUCACCCAAUAGUGUCGACUUGCCCACCACGCGACUCCGUUGAAUGUCAGUUUUUGGUUCGGGCUCUGUAAGCACUUUAAGACUUGUCCUCUGAGACCAUCACAGUGAGGACCUCGAAGGUUUAACGUUUUUAGAAUUUUUUUACCAUCUGAUUUUUUAUUUCAAAACAUUUAUUAUUUCAUCUUAUCAUCAUGGCGAGCAUCAUGAAAUUGGUUGUCAAUAAUUAUAAUGAACUUAUGGAGAGUCACAGAGACCCAAUGGUAGAUUCUUGGUUUCUAAUGAGUUCACCAGGACCAGUUCUAACAAUUCUUGCUGGUUAUCUCCUGUUUGUCUUAAAAGUUGGACCAAAGUUAAUGGAAUCAAGGCCACCAUUCCAGCUCAAAACUGUUCUUAUAUUAUACAACGGUUUUCAAGUCUUGUUCAGUAUCUGGCUUGUAUCCUUGGUAUCGAAUGUUAAUUUCUUUAACUCAAUUCUUCCAAACAACAGUUGUAGAGAUUACAACAAACCUACGAGUAAAGAAUUCCAAUAUAUGAUUUCUGCAGGAGGUUGGUGGUACUUCUUUGCUAAAAUCAUUGAACUUUUGGACACGGUAUUCUUCGUUUUAAGAAAGAAACAAAAUCAAGUCACUUUCUUACAUGUUUAUCAUCAUACAAUCACAGCACUAUUCUCGUGGUGUUACUUAAAACUCUUGCCAGGUGAACAAGGACUUCUUAUUGGUUUCUUGAACUCACUCGUACAUGUCGUUAUGUAUUCUUAUUAUCUGAUUGCGGCUCUUGGACCCCAAUAUAGGAAGUACUUGUGGUGGAAGAAAUAUAUGACCGGGAUGCAAUUAAUUCAAUUUGGUCUCAUGCUUGUCUACUUAGUAUCGAUUCUUGCAAUGGAUUGUGCCAUGCCUAAAGCUCUUACAUAUUUCUUCGUCACGAAUGUAGUUAUCUUCAUUUAUCUCUUCAGUGAUUUCUAUCGCAAAACUUACAACACAAAGAAAAAAGUUUAAGUAACAGCAAUCACUUGAAUUUUUUGAAAUAUGUGAUGUUUUUAAAAACAAAUGCUGUCAUACAGUGUUUGUGAAUUUGUUUUGUUUUUAAAUGAACUGAUAUAAUUUGAAUGCAAAAGCAAAUGUUUUAUGAUAAAUACGUCAGAGUAAAAUGACCUGUUUUAUUUUUCUUUUACUCUGACGAUAAAUAAUGAGAAAGCCAUGAAUUAGGGCGAUCAAAAUCAAAAAUUGUUUCAACGACGAAACUAUUUUAUAAAAAAAUGAUUAAAUUCUAAAAAAAAGUUACCUCAUUAAUGAUGUUGCAGUCAUCAUGAAAAAAUUUAUAUAAAAUUUAUUAAAUAAAUAAAUCUAUAUAUUUUUUAAAAAUUUUAUUGGACUAUAUCCAAUAUCAUAGAAUUAGUACAGAAUUAAUGAAAUGAUAUAAAUACUUGUUACUGCACAUAUAUCAUUGCGUUCAUUUUGUACAAUUAUGAUUACUUAUUUAUUCAUAAAUCAUGUAAAUUCCUAUGUAUGUGCAUAUUAUAUAUAUAUAUAUAUUAACUAAGAAUAUAUUUUUUAUCGAACGAUUAAUAUUAAUAAUUAUUAGUAUGGUACAAAAUAAAAUUGUCACGGCGAUAUUGGAAUGAUUAUUAUGCACAAAAUGACUAUAUAUUUCAAAAUUGUUUAUGUGUAUAAUAAUGUAAUUUAAAAAAAAAAGAUGAAAAUUGUAAAAAAAAUUUUUACGCCAAAUAAAAAAUAUAUUGGCGAUUUU
This is a messenger RNA of Chelonus insularis, 1853 nucleotides long. It is a transcript of the gene bond, whose product is annotated as james bond. Lineage: Eukaryota; Metazoa; Arthropoda; Insecta; Hymenoptera; Braconidae. The record is from RefSeq and is a predicted model, not a curated record. The transcript is spliced from 7 exons. Gene Ontology annotation, molecular function: fatty acid elongase activity. Gene Ontology annotation, biological process: fatty acid elongation, monounsaturated fatty acid; fatty acid elongation, polyunsaturated fatty acid; sphingolipid biosynthetic process. Gene Ontology annotation, cellular component: endoplasmic reticulum membrane. The coding region runs from base 299 to 1102 and encodes 267 amino acids.